AUGACAAAUGUACCAGGACCACAGAGAGCAAAAAUCGAUGGAGGUUUUACAGAAGGUGGCGACUUGCUUAAAGAGAUGAAUACUGUGCCUUUAUUCAUGACUGAAAUGCCGGAAGAGGAGAGCGAUACUUUAGCUGCUUUACAAACUCUCAUAUAUGAUGGUCCUCCUGAAGAGGUAGCAGAAAAUUUUAAGAAUCAAGGAAAUGAAUGCUUUAAAGUUGGUAAAUCACAAUAUAAGGAUGCAAUAGAAUAUUACACAAAGGCGUUAGAUACAAAAUGUAAAGAUGAUAAAAUUAUUGAAGCGUGUUUAACCAACAGGGCUGCUGUUAACCUGGAAUUAGAAAAUUUUAGAAAAGUUUUAACAGAUUGUUCAAAAGCAUUAAAGUUAAAUUCACAAAAUAUCAAGGCGUAUUAUCGUUCUGCAAAAGCAUUAUAUGCUCUUGAUAAAAUCGAAGAAGCUAUCGAUUGUUGUGAACAUGGACUUGCGGUACAAUCGAAUAAUAAAGCAUUACAAGAUGAAAAGGUUAAAUCAAGAGCUAUUAAGGGAAGAAACAUAAAAAUGAUUAGGACAUCAAAAACGAAAGCAUUAAUAGAAAAAUCCGUUCGAUUAGAUAAAGAAACAAAUAAUUUAAUUUGGCCAGUAAUUUUUUCAUAUCCAGAAUAUAAAGAAUCAGAUUUUAUUGAAUCAUUUAAUGAAGAAGAAACAUUUUUAAAACAUCUUGAAGUAAUGUUUGAGCGACAUGUCCCAUGGGACAAAGAAAAAAAAUACAAGGCCUUUCAACUCUCAAUUUAUUUCGAAUAUACUUUACCUACUAUCGGUGAUACUUUACCAACGACCAAAUUAUUGAAGAUUGGAAAAAGAUGUGCUCUCAAAGAAGCUUUGUCUCAUCCUAAAUGUGUUGUUAAAGAUGGAAUUCCAAUUUUUUUUAUUUUGUCAGACAAAGGGGAAUUUAAAGAAGAAUUUUUGGCCAAAUAUAAGUAA
Messenger RNA from Funneliformis geosporum, 981 nucleotides. The record is from the annotation of a GenBank genome assembly. Lineage: Eukaryota; Fungi; Glomeromycota; Glomeromycetes; Glomerales; Glomeraceae.